GUUGACAAACUUUGAGAAGGGGGAAAGUGAAAAAUAUCUGCUAAUCAAAGCCAUAGUCCCCUUAUUAAAAAUAAAGAGUCUUCAAGGAUAAAGAGAGACGUGCCGGCGAAGACCCCAAACUGCGCCUGUUAUUGGCAGUUGUUUCCCUGUUCCUCUUCCUCUCCCUCUUCCUCUCCAGACAAUUUUCUUCAAUUGAAGCAAAUUUAAUCCUUUUUGUUCUUCCUUGUUUCUUUUCUUCACAACCACCCUUCGAUCCUCAUGGAGAGAUCCAUCAUGCAUCGAUAACAUAUUUCCUUCUUCCUAUUUGUGCAUCAAUGGCAGUUAUUGAUGCCGGGAAGAAGAGAAGCCGUUCUCUCUGCAAUUUCCUCUCCUGCUUUGGCUUAACCCCCUUGCCGGAGACUGCCAAGUCGCAUAAGUUUGUGCCGAAGAAUAAGACGAUGCCGGAGAGCGCCGUUGUUGCUGCCCCCGUUGCAGCCGCCGGCAUCCAGCCAAAGGAGAAGAAGGCCAAGCCUGUCAACAGCAGUUUCCUCCGUUGGUUCCUCAAGCGUUAUGACAAGGAAAGAAAAGGGGAAGAAGGCUCGAGGAGAAGGCGGAACCAUUACGGUUUCAGACAAGCACCCAUCGGAAGCCAAACCAAACCAAGAGUUCAGAAUUCACAAGUACACCGAGUGGCUUCCAAGUACAAGAUGCAGGCUGAACCCACACAGGUUUAUCGGAUUCGUGACAGGACCAAAGUCGGCACCCGAGUAGUCCAUCCUAGCUCGCUUGAACUACAGGCAUCCGAGUGUCAAGAGAUCUGCAAAGGUGUAAUCAAAUACGAACAUGAACCCUUGUCCAGGCUAUUGACGAUCAUUGUGAUGGUGUUGACGUUGUUGUUGGUGGUUAGUUGGAUCACUGUGAUCAUUUGUUUAUGCACUUGGCUCUACCUCUUUCCUCGGCUUCGUGCUACAAUACAAAAGGAAAAUGCCACUGGUAAUGACAAAAGAGGAAAUGAAGAGAUAGACUUGAACUCGAAGGAGUACAAGAAGAUGGUCGUGCUCAAAGGCUUGCUUGAAAGAGACCGUGCCCGAAGAUUAUCACCAAUGAAAACAGCUGGUGCACAAUGAUUAUUAAUGUGCUUAGCUAGAGGUUACAAAUGUAGCUCAGAUUGAUGCGCUCCUUGUUUUUAAAUUUUUUGAGGGUCCUUUUGAGAAUAAAAUGUUGCAAAUAAUCAUCAAUAGAAAUGUGGCAAACUCUCAUAAAUGAGGGGACCUCAACACUUUUAUC
This is a messenger RNA of Zingiber officinale, 1266 nucleotides long. RefSeq lists its product as uncharacterized. The record is from RefSeq and is a predicted model, not a curated record. NCBI's taxonomy places the organism in Eukaryota, Viridiplantae, Streptophyta, Magnoliopsida, Zingiberales, Zingiberaceae. Bases 315 to 1106 code for a protein of 263 amino acids. The transcript is spliced from 2 exons.